Molecule: messenger RNA, 1481 nt
Organism: Nothobranchius furzeri (turquoise killifish)
Lineage: Eukaryota; Metazoa; Chordata; Actinopteri; Cyprinodontiformes; Nothobranchiidae
Gene: zc4h2
Product: zinc finger, C4H2 domain containing
Biological process (GO): positive regulation of neuron differentiation
Cellular component (GO): nucleus
Source: RefSeq, a predicted model, not a curated record
CCGUGUACAGUUAGCCUCACAGACGGUUGUAAAGGAAGGAAGGAAGCGGAUACUUUAUAUUUAAGCUAACGAGAAGCAGGGGUGUUGUGGUUCAGCUCGUCCCUAGCGGCCAGGUUUCACUUGUUGGCGGGCGCGUGCUUCUGCGCGCGCUCUCGCGGGCUAUUGUGUGUGAUUUUUUUUAUUAACCGGGGACCACCGUGGCCUUCCUUGCUGGGUAACGGAGCCGGUUAGCUGAACAACAACAACAAGGGGGCUGAAGAACCAUGGCGGACGAACAAGAAAUCAUGUGCAAGUUGGAGAAUAUCCUGGAAAUACGGAAUAAGACGAUCCAGAUGCAGAAGAUCAAGUCUCGUCUGAAGAUGGAGUUUGAGGCUCUGGAAUCUGAAGAGAAACAUCUGAAGGAGUAUAAACAAGAAAUGGAUCUCCUUCUGCAGGAGAAAAUGGCACAUGUGGAGGAGCUGCGCCUCAUCCAUGCAGAUAUUAAUGUCAUGGAGAGCACCAUCAAACAGUCCGAAAACGACCUGAACAAGCUGCUGGAAACGACCCGGCGUCUUCACGACGAGUACAAACCGCUGAAGGAGCACGUCGACGCCCUCAGGAUGACCCUGGGUCUGCACAGACUCCCCAACCUCAACGAGGAGGAGGAGAAGCUCUCCUUGGAUUACUUCGAGAAGCAGAAGGCAGAGUGGCAGAAGGAGCCGCAUGAGCCUGCCAUCCCAGAAUCCCUUGCUGCUGCUGCAGCAGCUGCACAGCAGCUUCAGGUGUCCAGGAAGCAGGACGCCCGGCAGACGGCCACCUUCAGACAGCAGCCUCCACCUAUGAAGGCCUGCCUGUCCUGCCACCAGCAGAUCCAUCGUAACGCUCCCAUCUGUCCGCUAUGCAAGGCCAAGAGCCGCUCCCGCAACCCAAAGAAGCCCAAAAGGAAGCCAGAUGAGUAGAACUCCACACCUUCAGCUUCUGCCGCUUUUAAAGGCAACUACCCCCAACACACUGGUCUGGGGUCAGCCGUGCAAACUCAUGACUGAGAUAAAAGCUCUGUGUGUGGGGAUGUUUUCCACUCUCCACUUCUGUGAACCUAUUUUAGGGAUUGUUUAGGAACAACUGAUUAUGAAUAUAGUGAUGUCAUUUUGUUGUCUGUGUUUAUAUGCAACCAUAUAGUAGUUUACUCAGUGUCAAUGCAAUAAUGCAGAAGUGAACUUGUCUAAAUACUAUUGCCCCCCCCCCCCUGUUGUUUGUUUCCCAAGAUAUCUGCGUGUACUCCCGCCUUCUGCAGUGCAUGCCUGCUGCCAUGGCUGUUGUGUAUUUUUGUGCCAGUAUAAAGUCAAAUUGUUUUAAUUGCCAAGUUAACUACAAAGUUGUUUUAUGUUUACAGUGUGACCGCCCCGACUGGGAAGAGGGCCAGGAGCAUUUGCUUUGGAACGUGUUGUUGUGUCUUUAACUUUAAUACGGCAAAAAGAAAAUAAAUCAAUGUUUUGUACUAA